This is a messenger RNA of Amblyraja radiata (thorny skate), 1723 nucleotides long. RefSeq names its product bone morphogenetic protein 7-like. The record is from RefSeq and is a predicted model, not a curated record. Gene Ontology annotation, cellular component: extracellular region. Bases 376 to 1650 code for a protein of 424 amino acids. Gene Ontology annotation, molecular function: growth factor activity; cytokine activity. NCBI's taxonomy places the organism in Eukaryota, Metazoa, Chordata, Chondrichthyes, Rajiformes, Rajidae. The transcript has 7 exons.
CAGCUGAGUCAUUUCAACAGCUUCAGACUCGAUAAAUACAGGCUCUGCAGGCUCAGCAGCCGAAUGUGGAAGUCUGCAAUUGUAGGCAACUUAUUUGCUGAAGAAAUGACAACUCAUGGAUCCAUUUAAGCUUUGACUGGUAGCCAUAACUAUCAAAGAGCGGCACUAAACUUCUAGCACGUUUUAUUUUCAACAUCUCUGCAACUCUUUUCACUUGUGAGAUUUUUAUUUUCAUUGCAGCGGACAUUUGGCAUCUUCAGAAACUUUAUUCAUAUUUACGUGCUUGUGAAGAAUUCUCGAGGAAUUUUUCGAUAUUUUCAAUACGGAGAUUUCUAUCAGCUCUCUGAUAAAAUAAAAAGAAAAAAAAGGUUAUUGAUGAUGGCUGGGAUGCAGAGAUGUGACAAGAUGGUUUUUCUUCUGAUGUCUUUGCUGGCACUGUUUGUGGAGUUGGUGACUGAGAGCUUGGUGAAGCAGCAUUCCCAUUCGAGCUUUAUCCAUCGGAGACUGAACAACAGGGAGAAGCGUGAGAUGCAAAAAGAGAUCUUGUCUAUUCUGGGCCUACCUCGCCGACCCAAACCUCUGCUCUCCAUCAAACAAUUGGCUUCUGCCCCAGUCUUCAUGCUGGAUCUUUAUCGUACUGUGGCCACUGAAGAGUCAGACCAGUGGCAGGGGGCUUUGUUGCCUUUCCAGGUGUUCCAGACCACACACAGAGCCCUGGAACAGACAUUCCUCCGUCAAGCAGAUACUGUUAUGAGCUUUGUUAAUGUAGUGGAGCACAAUGAAGAUGCCUUUCACAAUGAGGCACAGUGGAAGGAAUUUAAGUUUGAUUUAACUCAGAUUCCUCAAGGUGAAAUGGUAACUGCAGCAGAGUUUAGGAUCUACAAAGGAAUAAAUCAGAGUUUUCAUGGAAACAUGACUCUUCACAUCACAAUUUACCAAGUGCUGCAGGAGUUCAAGGACAGAGAACCAGAGCUCCUCCUAUUGGACUAUCAAGAAGUGUGGCCUUCGGAAGAAGGGUGGCUUGAGUUUGACAUCACAGCAACGAGUAAUCACUGGCUAAUGAACCCUCGUUAUAAUCUUGGCCUGCGCCUCUGUGUGCAGACUGAUGAAGCUCCAGGGCACAGUCUCAACCCCGAUUUUAUUGGUCUGGUCGGACGACGAGGGAUCCGAUCCAAACAGCCUUUCAUGGUGACUUUCUUCAGAGCAAGUGAGGCACCUGUUCGUACAACACGGGCUACAAAACCACGCAGAGGUCGUAAGAAAUAUAGUCAAUCGCAGGAAUCUUGCGAAAGACUGCCCAGUGUGUCAGGAGCCCAUAAUUCUGGAGAUCAGAGGCAAGUAUGCAAGAGGCAUGAAAUGUAUGUUAGCUUCCGAGAUCUUGGCUGGCAGGACUGGAUAAUUGCUCCAGAUGGCUAUGCAGCGUUUUAUUGUGAGGGAGAAUGUUCAUUUCCCCUUGACUCCCACAUGAAUGCAACCAACCAUGCGAUUGUGCAGACACUGGCUCACCUGUUGAAGCCAGACACGGUUCCAAAGCCAUGCUGUGCACCAACCAAACUCAGUGCUACAUCAGUGCUCUACUUUGAUGAGAAAUAUAAUGUGAUAUUAAAAAAGUACCGGAAUAUGGUGGCAAAGUCCUGCGGCUGUCAGUGAAAAAUCUCCACAUAUGGUGCAAGUAUUUAAUGUAUGAGGCAGCUGGAAUAAUAAAUGGAUGCAAUGAAGACAA